Molecule: messenger RNA, 315 nt
Organism: Molossus molossus (Pallas's mastiff bat)
Lineage: Eukaryota; Metazoa; Chordata; Mammalia; Chiroptera; Molossidae
Product: DPY30 domain-containing protein 2-like
Exons: 1
Coding region: 1-315 (104 amino acids)
Cellular component (GO): Set1C/COMPASS complex
Source: RefSeq, a predicted model, not a curated record
AUGGAAACUGACUAUCUGAAGAGGUGCUUUGGAAACUGCCUUUCCCAGGCACUGGCAGAGGUGGUGAAGAUUCGGCCCAGUGACCCCAUAGAGUACCUGACUCACUGGCUUUAUCAUUACAGGAAAAUCACUAAAGCCAAAGAAGAGCCACUGGUAUGUGUCGCUGGUCCUGCAAAGAAGACCAUAUUCCUGCAGAACACAAAACCCCUUGAAAAGGAGUCCUUGCAGCAGGAACGCCUGUCAAGUACUUCCAGUGUGAUCCCAGCAAUGCCUCAACAGCCUCCUCCUUCUGACUCAUCUGGCCAGGCUGACUAG